Stylophora pistillata is the source of this 1461-nucleotide messenger RNA. RefSeq names its product NPC intracellular cholesterol transporter 1. Gene Ontology annotation, cellular component: membrane. Gene Ontology annotation, molecular function: sterol binding. The record is from RefSeq and is a predicted model, not a curated record. NCBI's taxonomy places the organism in Eukaryota, Metazoa, Cnidaria, Anthozoa, Scleractinia, Pocilloporidae. Gene Ontology annotation, biological process: sterol transport.
CAAAUUACAAAAGAGGAAUUCUGGCGGUCGACCAGAACCAAACUUGAAAGACCUCACGUCCCUCGUACGGUCACUGGAAAAAAGGCAUGGCGAUGACACCUCUUCGUUCAAUCGUGCUUCUUCUGUUGUUUGCUCCGUGCAUAGCCCAGGAACAUUUCACAAACCACACAAAGGGUUUCUGCAUCUGGUAUAAUCAGUGUACCACUGGAGAUAAACCACUUAACUGCUUCUACAAUGGACCCGCCAAAAAUUUAACUGAUCCGGAAGGCGUGCAGAUACUGAACAGUUUAUGUCCUGAAUUAACUGGUCAACGUACUUGUUGUUCGACCCAACAGCUGGUGGCGUUGCACAAGAACCUAAAAACGAUGCUGGAGCUUACUAAUCGUUGUCCUGCUUGCUGGAACAACAUCAGGAGGCUGUACUGUCAGCUGACAUGCAGUCAGGAUCAGUCCCUUUUCACGAAUCCCAAUUCUUUCAUUCCAGUGUCGGAAGGAAAAGAGGCCGUUCUUAGCGUAGAGUACUUCGUGUCAUCCCAAUUCAAACAAGGAUUGUUCGAGUCCUGCAAGGACCUAACCCUUGAGGGUUACACUGACUUAAAAUUGUUCUGCGGUACGAUGGGGCGUUGGUGUACCACAAAAAGUCUGAUCCAUUAUAUGCAAAGCGCGGAAAGUGGACUGGCACCAUACGCUUUUGAUAUCUACUUCCCUGACAUAUUACCUAGAAAACUGUCGUGGAUGAACGAAACUACUUUCAAAUGCAACAAGCCUUUUAUCGAUCCGCAAUCGAACAAGACAACAAGUGUUUGCAGCUGUCAAGACUGUGUCGGCUCCUGCCCGAGGCGAUCAGAACAGUUGAUCAUAACAUCUACGCACCCCACCCCAGCAGGGUAUCACAGGUAUGGAGAUGAGAAGUGGAUUCCUUUUGGGCCAAUUUUUCACUUGGAUCUCUUAAACCAGGCGUUGGAUCUUCAAGAUGCUAUUACGAAAUUGAAAGUGUCGUUUGGGGAUUCUAGCAUUACCUUCGAGGACAUUUGCUUUAAAACGAAGGGCCACCAACCUUUUGCUCCUAAUACGACUGAACAAUGCGAAAUCCAAAGUGUGUUCCAGUAUUUCCAGAAUAACAAGACGAAGUUGAACAAAUGCUUGACUAGCAUGGGCUAUAAUUGUGACGAACCAAAUAUUACCGACUUCAGAGCUGCUGACUUCCACGAUCAUCUAUUGACUUGCACGAGAUCUCCCUCGAGUUUAAUGGAUUACAGACUCAAAGAACCUUGCAUCAGCGUGUUUGGAGGUGCUAUAGACCCUAAACUUGUACUAGAUGGCUUCCCCAACGAUGCAUAUUAAAACGCAACAACCUUGAUCAUUACCUUUGCGGUAAAUAAUUACAAGGAUGAAAGCAAGCUGGCAGAAGUAAUUACUUGGGAAAAGGCUUUCAAGGAGUUCAUGACACAUUAUGUAAAUA